This is a messenger RNA of Anastrepha ludens (Mexican fruit fly), 342 nucleotides long. RefSeq lists its product as uncharacterized. The record is from RefSeq and is a predicted model, not a curated record. Bases 1 to 342 code for a protein of 113 amino acids. The transcript has a single exon. NCBI's taxonomy places the organism in Eukaryota, Metazoa, Arthropoda, Insecta, Diptera, Tephritidae.
AUGACGGGUUUCCCAGGCUUCUUGGAAGAAGCCGUAAAACGCAAUCGUUCGCAGGACGAGGGCGGUAAAACUGCGAAAAAACAUAAGAUGUUGCACACUGCUUUGACGCCCAAACCAGACAAUAGCGCGUUUAACGAGGUGGCACGGGAUCACCCGCAAACGGUGUUGGUGGACGAGUUAACGAACCGCGGUAAACCUGCGUUGGAAAGGUGGUCCGAAAUCGAGGCACGGUUGUCUCGUAUUAUCGUUGAUCUCGUCAUGGCAAGCCCGGAGGGUCAAGUGCCAGGAUAUGAUUCAAUGGAGGUGGUUCGUGGACACAGGGUGAUCAAAUGCGACGAUUAG